AUGGUACCACUUCGUAAGGCCACUUCAGUCGCUUUGGAGAAGGCAUUUCGUGAACGGAUCUGGGCCCGAUUCGGCAAUCCUCGCACCCUCGUGAGCGAUAACGGUACCCAGUUCACUAGCAAGCUUUUCAAAAACUUCUGCAGAACGUCCGGAAUUAUACUCCAGCAUACCCCACAAUACCUGGAGAAUGGGCAAAACACUUGGGAUCAAUGGCUUUCAGAAAUAACACUAGCGAUCAACUCAAGCGUCAACGACACCACCGGAUUCAGUCCAGCUUACAUCAUAUUAGGUCGAGAGCCCCGUAUGCCCGGCGCUCUUUAUGACCAAGUAACGGAUGUCGGCGAUAACGAACCCCCUAGCCCUGAUGAGCGCAUCCGACGAAUGGAAGAUAUUUUCAAGCUCGUACAUAAGAAUCAACUGAACGCGACAGAAUCAAAAGAAAUACUACGACCUGAGACGACCAACGUCGUUAGACUACAAGAAGCCCAGGGGCGUGAGAGACGUACCGCCGGUCUGGCUGACUUAAAGGCCUUCAAUAGUGACGACAUCGAACCAUCAGAACUCGGUCUUUCUGAAGACAUCGGCCUCGGGAUACCUCGUACCCACGGCCCGCACGAGGCCACUGAUUAA
Molecule: messenger RNA, 630 nt
Organism: Drosophila willistoni
Lineage: Eukaryota; Metazoa; Arthropoda; Insecta; Diptera; Drosophilidae
Exons: 2
Coding region: 1-630 (209 amino acids)
Biological process (GO): DNA integration
Molecular function (GO): nucleic acid binding
Source: RefSeq, a predicted model, not a curated record